AUGAACGAUGAAAAUUCGUUGCCAACUCCUCCAAGUUUCGACCAACAAUUUGAACUAUUACCUCAAGAAUCUCUCUCCGAACCAGCUGAUCUGCAGUCAAAUGUAAACGAUAAUUAUCCAUCGAACAACCAUGUUUAUGAAAUUGAUUCAGAUAGUCAUGAUGAACGUCCAACUGAAGCUACUGACGAUGGUAUGAUGUUCAUUUCAUUAGAAUUUCUUCAUGUCCGUGUAAUCAUCGUUUUAGGAAAUCUUCCAAAUGAACCUCAAGUCGAUCCCGAUGAACGCAGAAUACAAAUCUCAUUUCAUCAUGAACCUUCGCCAGAUCCUGAUGGCGAUAUUUGUUCGCCGGUGGAUGAAACUGAAUCACAUGAAGAAAAUCUUUCCAGUGAUGUUGUCGAUUUCGACAGUAUUUGUGAUGCGAAAGCAAAUGAACCAUCUCCUGUUCUCUGUAAACAAAGUUUAUGCGAACCGUGUACAAUUGAAAAAGAUGAUAUUAAAAUCAUUAAAGAAUCAUCAACAACGACUACAACAACACUGUCAACGAAAUACAUCGAUCCAAAGAAAGAUAGUAACGAUCUCGGACAUAUUAUGAUCAGUUACAAUCAUUCGACUAAACUUGUAUGCUCAAGAAUUGCAAAAGCAUUGAAGGAUAAAAACUAUUCAGUCUGGAUCGAUCAAGAGAAUAUCUCCGGAGAUAUUUUAACUUCCAUGGCAUCUGCCGUUGAAAAUGCAUUUGUUGUUUUAAUGGCCAUCAACGAACAGUAUUUUAAAAGUCGAUACUGUCGAUUAGAAGCUGAGUAUUCACUCGAACGCAAUAAAGCAUCGAUUCCAAUGUUGAUGCAACGGGACUAUAAAGCGAAUGGUUGGCUGGGAAUCAUCAAUGGCUCGAAGCUUCAUAUUGACUUUAGUCAAUUACAAUUCGAUCAAGCAUUUGACUUACUUGUACGUGAAAUCGAAAACAUCCGAGUAUCACUGGGAGCAGAUGAACAUUAUCAAACUAGUAAUUUUUCAACAACUACAUCGUUCAAUUCUACCCGAGCGGUGACAACAAUGAGCAGUUCUUGGUUGCAAUACCAAGAUGUCAAUGACUGGAAUACUUAUGAUGUUGUUGAAUGGUUAAAUCGAGAAAAACUUGAAAUGUUCGAAGAUGCCCUAAGGCUUUUCACCGGCGCGACACUGUGGCAAUUGUACAAAAUCAAAUUCGAUUCUCCAUCCGAUUAUUAUCGAAUAGCUGAAUCGUUGCUUGCUCCAACAGUUCCACUUCGUGUUUUCUACAUACUUACAUUUCAUGGGGCAAUCGAAUCACUUUUUUCAUCAUUCGGCCAACGAAAACAUUAA
This is a messenger RNA of Adineta ricciae, 1338 nucleotides long. NCBI's taxonomy places the organism in Eukaryota, Metazoa, Rotifera, Eurotatoria, Adinetida, Adinetidae. The record is from the annotation of a GenBank genome assembly.